AUGAAGAACAUUGGAUCCUACAAGUUCAAAGGAGGAUCCGAUCCGAUUGAGGCAGACAAGUGGAUGACCAUGAUGAAUAAGAAUUUUGAAGCCAUGGAGUGCCCGGAUGAGUACAAGAAGAAGAUCGAUGUGUACUACUUGGAAGAAGCGAAGCAUCGGUUAGAGCGCCAGUUCAUGAACCUUGUUCAAGGAGAUAUGCCUUUAAGGAGUUAUGAGUCGGAGUUCACAAGGUUGAGGCGACAUGUUUUUGAUGGCCGUGAAGAUGAAGCAACUAUGAUCUGUAACUUUAUGUACGGAUUGAAACCGGAGCUUGGAAGUCGUUUAGCUGGAAGCAACUUUAGCAGCUUAUCGGAUCUGGUGGAAAAGGCUGUUAAUGUUGAGACUGUAUUGGAGGCUGAAGGGAAAACCAUACCGCAUUCUGGUGGACAUACCAAGUUUAGCCAAGGAGAAAUACCGAAUUUCAACAAGGGUCCAAGGUCUAAGAAAGGCAAAGGGCAAAGAUUCGGAGGCCAAACCAAUUAUCGCAGUAACACUGGAGUGUGUUACAUAUGUGAUCAACCGGGACACAUUUCUAAGGUUUGUCCCAACAGACAACGGAGUAACCAGCAAGGUUCUCCUUCGCUGAGGAUGGAAGAUGUUACUUGUUUCUUCUGUGGAAGGAAUGGUCAUUAUGCAUCGUCAUGUCCAAACAAGCCAAUCCCUGCAACCCCUCUCGCGAUCCGAGCUCCUCCUAACCGUCCAGCCAUUGAGCCAGCACCAAAGAAGCAAAACCUAGGAGGUAGAGUUUAUGCCUUAGGUGUAGAAAACCCAGACAAUGUAGGACCGUCAAGCGGUCCCAUCACAGGAACCAUACAUGUUUCUGGUAAACCCACACAUGUAUUGUUCGACUCGGGGGCAACACAUAGUUUUGCGACCCCUAUAGUAGCUGCCCAGUUUUGGGAUUGUUUUGUGGUUGACAGGGUAAAUGUGGCCGUCUUGACCCCCCGCAUACCAAACCCUUCAAGCAAAUCAGUGUAUCAAGAAUGUUACAUUGGUCAUUCAAGGCAAAGAGUUUGUGGCAGAUCUGUUAGUUGUGCCGUUGAAAGGGUACGAAGUAAUCCUUGGAAUGGACUGGUUAUCGAGCUAUGGAGUUCAAAUCGACUGUGGAAAGGGAAGGCUGUUGUUGGCAGAGGUAAACGACCAGAGAUGGUAUACUAUGGAAUCAGUCCUAGUAUGACCGUGUCGCUGGUAGCAGCAAUAAGGGUACAAGAUUUGUUUCAAGAUGAGGAAGUGUAUUUGGUAACUUUAUCGGUUAGUGGAGGAGCCACUAGUGAUGAAGUUAAGGUCGAAGAAAUUGAAGUGGUCCAGGAGUUUGAGGAUGUAUUUGCGCCACUAAAGGAAUUACCUCCACCUCGGAGUAAUCCUUUUACCAUUAUUUUGGAGCCUGAAGGAAAACCUAUAGCUAGGGCACCAUAUCGGAUGGCACAUGCGGAGUUGGCUGAACUAAAGAAGCAAUUGGAAGAUCUAUUGGAAAAAGGAUUCAUCCGGUCGAGCUCUUCACCUUGGGGAGCUCCUGUGUUAUUUGUGAAGAAGAAGGAGGGAAGCAUGAGGUUGUGGUAUCACCAAAUUCCUAUUGCCAAGUCAGAUAUUAUGAAGACGGCGUUUCGGACGAAAUAUGGGCAGUAUGAGUUUGUAGUUAUGCCCUUUGGUCUCACAAACGCACCUGCGACUUUCAUGCGCUUGAUGAAUGAAGUGUUUCACGACUACUUUGAUAAGUUUGUGAUCAUUUUCAUUGACGACAUCCUGGUGUAUUCGAGAAGUAAGGAGGAGCACAACGAGCAUUUAAGACUGGUUAUGAAGAGGUUACGGAAUCAGAAGCUAUUUAUCAAGUUCAGCAAGUGCUCGUUUUGGAAGAGAGAGAUAGGAUUUCUGGGUCACAUAGUAUCAGGAGAGGGCGUGGCUGCUGAUCCAGAAAAGUUUGUUAAGGACAACUCCUCCAUUGCAAAGCCUUUAACUAAACUUACCAGUAAAGGAGUUCCUUUUUUAUGGGUGGAAGAAACCGAGAAGGCAUUCAAGAAGUUGAAGGAAGCUCUCACGACCGCACUUGUGUUAGCUUUGCCCGAGCAAGGUAAACCUUACACGGUUUACACGGAUGCUUCACGGGUUGGGUUAGGUUGUGUUCUUAUGCAAGAUGGGCGAGUCAUCGCGUAUGCCUCACGAAAACUACAAAAGCAUGAGGACAACUACAGUACACAUGACUUGGAGUUAACGGCCGUGGUGUUCGCUUUGUGA
Messenger RNA from Brassica rapa (field mustard), 2271 nucleotides. RefSeq lists its product as uncharacterized. Gene Ontology annotation, molecular function: zinc ion binding; aspartic-type endopeptidase activity; nucleic acid binding. Gene Ontology annotation, biological process: proteolysis. NCBI's taxonomy places the organism in Eukaryota, Viridiplantae, Streptophyta, Magnoliopsida, Brassicales, Brassicaceae. The record is from RefSeq and is a predicted model, not a curated record.